Sesamum indicum (sesame) is the source of this 4603-nucleotide messenger RNA. Its product is annotated as calponin-like domain protein. The record is from RefSeq and is a predicted model, not a curated record. NCBI's taxonomy places the organism in Eukaryota, Viridiplantae, Streptophyta, Magnoliopsida, Lamiales, Pedaliaceae.
UCUUUAUAAACCGUCCAAGUCGUAGAUCUAGUUUCAGACACCUCUUCCUCCUCAAAUCAAAUCACAUAAUUCACACCCCCUACCCCUCUCCUCCAUUCCCUUCCCUCUCUACUACUCCGCCUCCUUUCCUCUCUCUCUCUCUCCCUCUUCCCUUGGUGUGUGUGUGUUUCUGGAAGAGCCGACGAGAGAGGGUUUAUACAUUUAAUUAUACGUAAAUUUUACUCAACCAAUUCCAACUUCACUCCCAUUUCCUCAUCUGCGGAUGCAAAUUCUCUCUCGGAUCUAGAUUCAUCGGCGCCGGGAUCGUACAUUUCCCUAAAUGGAGGUUCACAUGAAUGUAUACACAAAGGGGGGUAUGUACAGCAAAUUUCAUGGGGAAAUUUUAAGGCAUUUGUGAGUAAAAGAUCACAAUAGUAUAAAUUUUGAUCUGCCAUUGGGAAAUUCUGAAAAUAAUGGCCGACACUGAGGUUUCAAAGGAGGUGACUGAGGUGGUUGGAAAUCAGGAAAAAUGUGGGUCGGACAUGGGCUCUUACCAGGAUCUACCCACGUCUGAUUGCAAUGGGACCAACCACCACAAUCAAGCCAAUGAUCUUGAUAAUUCCUAUGUUUUUGUGACGGGGACUGAUGGUCUCCCCGAUGAUUCUGUCGGUAAUAAUUAUGUGGUUGCUGAGGGUAGUAUUUCGCUUAAAUCCAAGUCUGCUGCUACUGUUAAGGAUCAAGGGUCGGAGUUGGAUUCUCAAAUUGAAAAAUUGGACGCAGUUAGUGCGCAAGUUAGCGAGCCCCUGGAUGAGGAGGAAACUGGGAAUGUCCAGCGUAGCAAAGAUGAUUCUCCCAUAUUGAGUGAUAGUACCUGGAAGCAUGAGGGUUCCCCUGAGGACGGAGAUGGCCUCCAAGUCUUGAUUGCCGAUUCUGUGGAGGAGAAUACUGAAAGUUCGGCAGAAGCUGAAAUUAAACAUGUUGAGGAUUCAGAUGGAAAAAUUGAAAGCUGGGCAGAAGCUGUGGAAGAGAAGAUUGGGGAUCAAAAUGGAAAAAUUGAAGGCGUGGCAGAAGGUGAACAAGAGAAACUUCAUCAUCUUAUUACCUCAGAGACCCCUCCUGGUCCGACAGCGAAUCAGGAAUCUCAAGUUGGGGCUUUAUGGUUGGCUGCAGAAUCAGGAGAGAAUGGGGACUUGAAUAAUAAAUUGCUGCACAUCAAUAAUUCCGGUAAUGCAAAUGAUGAAUGUGCUGGUCAAAUUAACUUAAGCACAACUGCGACAUCAGAAGCAUGUCAGCUAUCUGAAGAUGUGGUUGUGGAUGCAACUGACUCUAAGUUGCAAGAAGUGAGUGUGGAAGAAGAUGCUGCGGUGAAGUUAUGUAAAGAAGUGGGGGAAACUGCAGGACAUGAAGUUCCCCCAUCAACUUCCUUGGAUUUGGAGUCAUAUCCAGCUAAAGAAGAGGGAGAGCCACUUAAGGAGGAGGCUGAGACAACUUUGAGUUUAGACGUACUUGAAGAUAAAAAUUGUGAUACGACACUUGACAACAAAAGUCAAGGUGUGCUGAAUCAGAUGGAUGAAGGAAAAAAUCUGGUGAGCAGUGCUGGUGAUAAUGUGGAAACUGUCUUUGACCUGGUUUUUGAAGAACAAAAGAAGGUGGAUUCCUUUGCAUCAUAUGUUGGCAAUGGUGCUCAAUGUCCUGAAGAACGUGUUCAACACCCUGAUGGCAGUGGAGUAUCUUCUGAAACCAAGAGUGAGGCGGCUGUGCCAACUCAAAGCUCGCCUGCUUCAAAUGCUCAUGCGCCUCAAACUGAAUUUGAAAUUUCUAAUUCUAAAUGUAUUGUAUCUUCUGAAACUAUGCAAUCUGAAACCAAGAGUGAGGCGGCUGUGCCAACUCAAAGCUUGCCAGCUUCAAAUGCUCAUGCGCCUCAAACUGAAUUUGAAAUUUCUAAUGCUGAAGGUAGUGUGGCAGAAUCUUCUGCACCUAUUCAAAAAUCAGAAACUACAGAGAAUGGGCUUCUGGAUCAUGACGGUAAAAUAAUGUGUACGACCAGCAAGGCGAGCUCAGGAUCCAAUCCUAAACUUGACGCUGUAAUUCAUAUGGAAAAGGAAUCAACUCUUGAAGGUUGUGAAUCCCAUGCUGAAACUGCAUAUUCAAGCUUGGAAGGAACUCUUGAAGGUCAUGAAGCCCAUGUUCAAACUGAAGAUUCAAGCUGGAAAGCCAAAGUUGAAAAUGAUCCACCUUCAACUACUGAUGUGAAAUUGGAACCUGAAGCUCACAUUGAUGACCUUUCCACCACAGGGAGUGGAGAAAAGACAGUUGAUGUGACUGUCGCAUGUGGGAUGGAGGUUUUAGAUAGCUUUAAUGUCAACAAUGUAGGUGCAGCCAACACUGUGCUGGAAAUAGAAGAUGUUGCAGACAUGGGAGAUGAGUUGGCUGGUGCUGCGGGAAGUAGUAUCGAGAACUUGUCCUUGCUAGAAAAUGAGGACUCUGGAACUUCAGCAGAGGGUUUCAGUGGGAAUAGGAUUGAGAGAGAAGCAGCAACUGUUAAUGCUAAAACCAAGCCAUUUAACUUUUUGAUUAGAAUUCCAAGGUUCGAUGAUGACAGUCUUAGAGAACAAAUCAGACUCGCAAAGCUACAUGUUGAUGAGAAGACGAAGCUCAGGGAUGCUAUUCAAGUUCAAAUCCAAGAGAAAAGAGCCAACAGCCAGAUUCAUGGUAUAGAUUAUGAGUAUGCCAAGGUUGAAGGUAGAAGUGCAAGAAAGUUGGUGAGGUCAAAACGCAUGGAAAUAGAAUCACUUCAGUCUGUGAUUAACAAAGCAAAGAAUGCACUAUCUGUUGAGGACAUUGAUAGCCAGAUAUACAAUAUGGAACAUAUGAUACAACAUGAGACCCUCCCAUUGAAGGAAGAAAAGCAGUUCAUUCGUGAAAUCAAGCAACUGAAGCAACUACGCGAACAACUGUCUUCUAACAUGGGUACUCAAGAUGAAAUCAAGCAGGCUCUUGAACAAAGAGAGGAGAUUGAAGACCGUCUAAAGAUUCUAAGGAAGGAACUUGAUAUCCUCAAAGAUAAAGUCUUAAAAGCUGAAGCGGCUGCUGCAGAAGCAGAGAAGAAGUAUGAUGGUGAAAAUAAAAAGGUUAAGGAGCUUCAGGCUCAGUUUAGAGCUGCCGAUGAUGUUCGCCAAGCAGCAUAUGCUCAGUUGCAGAGUCUGAGAAAAGAACUUUCAAAGAAGCACAAGCACUUUUUCAAGUACAAGGAUGAUGCAGCUGUUGCCAAUAAUUAUGCAUUUAGCAGGGAUAGAGAGGCACUUUAUCGUUUGUGUAUGAAUCAUGUGGAAAAUUUUAUGGAGCUUUGGAACAGGAAUGUAGAGUUCCGCAGGGAGUAUGUCAGGUUUAAUGCAAGGAGUACUGUCAGGAGAUUUGGGACUUUGGAUGGUCGUUCACUUGGCCCUGAUGAGAAGCCGCCUAACCUACCCAGUCAUGUUGACGAGCGAGUUAAUAGGCGGGUGUCAGUAGCGCUCAGGGUUGAUGUUGCAUCACAAAGUCCUACUCUGGAGCUAAAGCAAGAAACAACUGGAAAAGAAGUGACUUCAGAUGACCAGUCAAUGAAGAAAGUGACGGAACAGAAGAAUCAUAAUACGAUGAAUAAGGGACCUGCUAUACCUGUACUAGAGAAUGGCUUUGAUACUGUUUCUGGUGGGCACCUUGCUGAUGAGGUGUAUGAGGAGCCUAAGAAAUCAAAGGAUGAGAUUGAGUCUAUAAGGAAGGCAGAAGAAUUGAAAAGGGAGGAGGUUGAGGCCAAGUUGAAAGAGCAACGUCGGUUGGAGGCACUAGCGAAGGCUAACGAAGCACGUGAGAGGAAGAGACGGCAAGCAGAGAAGUUACAGAUGAGAGCAGAACUGAAAACACAGAAGGAAGCAGAACAGAGAGAAAAGGAGAGAGAGAAGAGAUUGAGAAAGAAGGAAAGAAAGAAGGCUGCGGCCUCAGAUGUCAGCGAUACCAACAACAAUUGCGAAACUGCUCCAAGUUCCGAAAGCGCUUCGGAGGUUAGCAAGGAGACAGAAGUCAAGGAUACAUGUUCAGUGACGCCUAAAAAGGCUAAAAAACCAUGGUUGUUUGCGAAGCAGAGCAAGCCAAAAUCUGUGCCUCCAGCAGCACUUCGAAAUCGAAACAAGAAAAAGUUGCAGCAGUGGAUGUGGGUGGGAAUGACAAGCCUAAUUAUUUUAGUUCUGUUCUGGCUGGGGAACAUAGGUGUAUUUUCAAACGUAAAUCUUAAGCGGCGUAGCCCCAUUUACUAAUAUUCUUUUUCCAGUUAGCUUGGGAGUAGACUCACUCAGAGAUGUGUUCGUGUGGUUUAAGGAAUAUAUAAAAUAUAUAUAUAGGCUAUACUUUUGUUCCUAACUCAGAUUAUGUUCUGAUGUUUAGAUUAUAGGCCCCCCCUCUUUUUUCUUUUUCUUUUUUUCUUCCUUUUUAACUUUUAUAGUUGAUAUAGAGGGUUGGUAGGAGGAGAGGUUUUAUUAAUUUGUAUGGCUUAGAGGAGGAGAGUAACAUUUAAACAGUGGGUUUUGCUUUUGAAGCUGCAUUUGAAAUAUUCUGAUAAAGAUGGCAUCAAGACUUUUAUGCCAAGAAA